CCCCUUUUCUGUCUUUUCGCUCUUCUUUCUAUUCAUUUGCUGCUGUUGUCUCUAGGGAGGCGCAGAGUGGCAUAACCCAGAGCCCGAACCGCAAACUCAGACAGGAUCUGGGUUCAAAUCCUGGAGCGGGGGUGGGGAGGUGGAGAGGGUGUGCUGAGCCCUCCUUGCCUCUCUUCUGCACAGUGCCCCGGGGAAGAGAUGACUUGGAUGGGUAGUGGCAGGUGCUGCUGUCUCGGGCCCGGCUCCAGAAGGACAACCCGAGCAGCGUUUCCGCUGCCGAGAUGUGCGGGCGGGCUUCCAGGAAGGGGGCAGUUGGCCUCUCAGCUGGACAGCCAGUGUCCCCAACACAGUGGCCACGGGGAGCAGGCCAGUGAUGGGAGCUGCGUGAAGCGAGCAGCCCGGCCAGCCAGCACCGAGGCCCUGGGAACUGUAAGGCCUUGUGCUAAAGUGCGCCAGGACGCCUGUGCCCUCGGGCCCCAGCCGCAUUCGCUUCCGGAGGCAGCCCUGCAUGUAGGGACACGGGAUGUGUUCAUGCCCUACACACCAGAACCUGGGAGCUCCUAUCCACCGAAAUGCAGGACGAGAGAGUACUACGAGAGCACAGCUGGGUUGUGCUGCAGCAAGUGUCCGCCUGGCCAGCAUUUGAAAGCCCUCUGCACGAAGACCUCGGACACCCUGUGUGCCCCUUGUGAGGACAGCACAUACACCCAGAUCUGGAACUGGGUCUUAACGUGCUUUAGCUGCGGCGCGCCCUGCAGCUUGGACCAGGUGGAGACUCAGGCGUGCACCCCGCAACGGAACCGCGUUUGCAGCUGCAAGCCGGGUCGGUUCUGCAUGCUUGGGAUGCAGGACGGCUGCCGGCAGUGCAGACCUCUCCGCAAGUGUUCUCCCGGCUAUGGCGUGGUCAGGCUAGGCACUGCGACCUCAGAUGUGCUUUGUGCAGCCUGUGCCCCAGGCACGUUCUCCGACACCUUGUCCUCCACAGAUGCCUGCAGGCCCCACCGCAACUGUAGCACUGUGGCCAUCCCCGGGAAUGCAACAGUGGAUGCAGUCUGCGCGUCUGUGCCCCCUACCCUGGGAGCUGCCCCGGGUCCAGCCCGCACACCCCGAUCUGUGUCCCCAAGAGCCCAACCUGGGAAGCCCACUCCAGGGCUUAGUACAGUUCCCAGCACCGCCCCUCUGCUCCCCGUGGGCUUCGAGCUCCCGACCGGAAAGAGCAAGAAUGGCCUUUCCCUUCCAAUCGGACUGAUCGUGGGUCUGACGGCCCUGGGGCUACUGAUCAUCGGACUGGUGAACUGUGUCAUCGUGACCCAGAGAAAAAAGAAACCCUCCUGCCUACAGCGAGAAGCCAAAGUGCCUCACGUGCCUGUGGAUAAGAUCCGGGGUGUGACCGGCACGGAGCAGCAGCUACUGCUCACUGCAGCACCCAGCUCCAGUUUCAGCUCCCUGGAGAGCUCGGCCAGUGCCACGGGCACCAGCACGGACAAGACCAAGGCGUCUGGGGAGACCGGGGCCAGCCCCGGGACAUCAGAGUCUCAGCCUGGGGGCCAUGGGACCCAGGUCAACGUCACCUGUAUCGUGAAUGUCUGCAGCAGCUCUGAGCACAGCCCACGGUGCCCUUCCCAAGCCAGCGCCACAACGGAGGAUGUAGACACCAGCCCCUCAGGCUGCCCGAAGGAUGAGCAGGUCCCCUUCUCCCAGGAGGAGCGCCCCUUUCAGUCCCUGCGGGAGACCCCAGAGACUUUGCUACAGAGCCUGGAGAAGUCCCUGCCCCUUGGUGUGCUCGACCAGGGCAUGAAGCUUGGUUAACAGGGCUGCCAUGGGCCAUGUCACAGCCGGAGAGGGCUGAGCCCUGACAGGGCCACUCCAUUCCCUUCAGGCCCCUGUCCUCACAGGCAUCUGUGGUUAUUUCCAGGUCAGGUUACUACUACAAUGGUGGGAAAACCCCACUAUCAUGGUGCAAGUCCUUCAUGGGAGGUGGCUGGCAUGAACCUGCGGGACAUGUUCUUGUUACCUGAACCUGACCCCAGCUGGACCUGCAUGUUUGACUUCUCGAGCCCCUGGUGGCUGGCCCCUCCCCUGACUCUGAGCUGACUCUGGCUUUCCAGAGGCCACAGUAUCCGUCCCUUCUGUCAGGCUUGCUAAGAAGGAGAGACACUGUGUGCCACCCUUGGAGAAAGGACAGCGCUUCUGCCUGGAUGCAGAGACCGCAGGAUGGCCCUUUGGAGAGGAGACUGCUGGUCACAGGGUCUGUGGGGAGGAGGAAGUGGCAGCCCUGUAGGGGCCACAGAUUCCUUGGAUUAGUUCAGGGCGGCUGGAAGGUAGCACCUCCAGACCCCGUACAGCUUGUUCUUCUGUACCUGGUGUGAAAAUCUGGGCCCAGGCAACAAGUGUUUUUACUCCAUGCUACAGCCAAGGGGGCAGAUCUUGGACCUAGUGUGUGUGUGUGUGUGUGUGUGUGUGUGUGUAUGUGUCUUGGGUAAAGCAUGUGCUCAGCAUGCUCGGUGCUCUGGUCCAAUCCCUACGCCCCUGAAAAUGUGAGCGCCGUGCAGGUCAACAAGGCAACAGAACCAAGGCAUGGUGGUGCACGCCAAUGAUCCUGAGACUGUCUCCAGAAAACCAACACAGCCAGCCCCUCUGAUGCCCUUGGCGCCCACCACCACCACCUUUGACUUUCACUGCAAAGUACCCAAAGCUCCCACCACCCCGCUCCCACGUAUGGCCAGUGGCUCGAAGGCAACACCCUGGACUUCAGAACUGGGGAGGUCUCAGGCCUCUGCAGCCACCUUCUCCUACCUCAGCCUGGACCGACCCGCAACCUCCCACCCCAACAUCCCUGCCCCAGGGCAGCCAAAGAGCCCUUUUGGUACUGUGCCAGUGAUGAUGCCCAGCACAUGUGAGAAGCCAAGCGCCAGGCGUCCGUGUCUGUUGUGUGCCGCGGGGUCUGCAUAGUGGAUGCCGUCCCCAGGCAGCUGAAGCCAGCCCUUCCCCACUGGCGAGGCCGGAGCACGGGCAACUGUGACCUGAUUUCAGAAAGCAGGGUUUGGGGACCCCUGGAAAGGCCUGUUCAGUCUCAGGUACUUGGAUCCUUGUUAAUCAGUUCCACUGGACUUGAACUUGGCAGCUGAACUGUGGUGGGGGAGGAGAGCCUUCCGGUGACCACAAAGACCCACAGGGCUUUCUGCCCCUGGUCCAGAUCAAGGUGUCAGACGCCAGCCCUGCCAGGUCUCUGCCUGCCUGGACCCUGGGCAGCGACGGCGCGCGUCCGCCCCCUGGUGGACAGUCUGGAGAGCCCCGAAGGUCUCUGGGUCUAAGUGCAGCUCCCCUGCUUGUGCUGAUCAGGAUGAUGAGUUUGCACUGUUUGUUGGGCAGCAUUCUGAGUUAUUAAUAAAUUUUCUUUGUGUUA
This is a messenger RNA of Octodon degus (degu), 3406 nucleotides long. It is a transcript of the gene Tnfrsf1b, whose product is annotated as TNF receptor superfamily member 1B. Gene Ontology annotation, biological process: intrinsic apoptotic signaling pathway in response to DNA damage; positive regulation of oligodendrocyte differentiation; extrinsic apoptotic signaling pathway. The record is from RefSeq and is a predicted model, not a curated record. The transcript has 10 exons. The coding region runs from base 199 to 1809 and encodes 536 amino acids. Gene Ontology annotation, cellular component: membrane. Gene Ontology annotation, molecular function: tumor necrosis factor binding; tumor necrosis factor receptor activity. Lineage: Eukaryota; Metazoa; Chordata; Mammalia; Rodentia; Octodontidae.